Aureobasidium namibiae CBS 147.97 is the source of this 1407-nucleotide messenger RNA. RefSeq names its product putative endosome-associated ubiquitin isopeptidase. The transcript has 3 exons. Bases 1 to 1407 code for a protein of 468 amino acids. Gene Ontology annotation, cellular component: endosome; membrane. NCBI's taxonomy places the organism in Eukaryota, Fungi, Ascomycota, Dothideomycetes, Dothideales, Saccotheciaceae. Gene Ontology annotation, molecular function: protein binding; metal-dependent deubiquitinase activity; K63-linked deubiquitinase activity. Gene Ontology annotation, biological process: protein K63-linked deubiquitination. The record is from RefSeq and is a predicted model, not a curated record.
AUGAGUGCACCCAAGAGCGUCGAGCAGAUAGUCUCCGAGGCCUCCAACUUCGACCAUGCCGCCAACAUCCCCCUCAACAUGGCCCUGCGCACCGCCCAGAACAUGAUCAGCCAAGCCGCCUACUACGAGCGCGAGUCCAACCUCCAAGAUGCCUACUACUUUCUCUACCGCCAUGCCGACUUCUUCUUUACCCACAUCUCCAAGCACCCGGAUGCGAAGAAGCCAGAGUACAAGGCUCAGAUGGCCCGCACACGCGACCAUGUCAAGUCUGAUCUGUCGCGCAUGGAAGCCCUGAAGCCUGACAUCACAACUCGAUACCAAAAGUACCAGGAUCUUGUCAAGACGAGGAACCAGCUCAAGUCACAGAACGACACGCCGGCUGCAUCGCACGAGUCGUUUGUGCUGAGUGCUGCUGAGCACAAGGACAUGGCUCUGCAGCUGGCCAACCGCGAACUGAGGAGACGGGCAAAAGAUACUCGCGACGACAAUGCUGUCAUGGACGACCUGAGUCGUGGUAUACAAGACCUGGGCCGCCGCAUCGAUGCUCCUCGUCGUUCAUCUCAAGCUUCGUCGUCCUCACAAUCCUCAUCCGCAUAUCACUACCCUUCAGUACCCUCCACCCACGCCUCUAUCCCUCAAUCGUCAGUCCCUCUGGCACCCAGUCGACCUCCGAAGAACGACCUACUCAACUACGCCGCACCCCCACCACUCCCCUCGAAACCAGACACCUCAGUACCACCCCUCCCCUCCAAAGGAAAUGUCCCAGCACCACCACCCAAACAUGACCUCUCAUCCACCACGCAAUCCUACCAAUUCCAACCGGCCGCCCACACCGAAAACGGCACCCCCCUCCGCACCCUCUUCCUCCCCACCUCCCUCCGCCACUCCUUCGUCUCCCUCGCCGCCCCCAACACUUCCUCAAACCUCGAAACCUGUGGUAUACUCUGCGGCACCCUAAUCUCCAACGCGCUGUUCAUCUCACACCUGGUCAUCCCUGAUCAAACCUCUACCUCUGAUACCUGCGAAACCACCGAUCAGGGAGAAACAGACUUGUUCGAUUAUGUGGACGGAAAGCAAUUGAUGGUGUGCGGCUGGAUACACACGCAUCCAACCCAGACUUGCUUCUUGUCAUCCAGGGAUUUGCACACUAGCGUGGGCUAUCAAGUCAUGCUGCCCGAGAGUGUAGCGAUCGUGUGUGCGCCUAGUAAGGAGCCCGAUCAUGGUAUCUUCCGCCUUACGGAUCCACCAGGCAAACAGGCCAUCCUGAAUUGCAACAAACCAGGCCUCUUCCACCCUCACGAUACAGAUAACCUAUACACCGAUGCCACCAGACCUGGUCACGUAUCCGAGUUGGCGGGCUUACAAUUCCAAGUCGUGGAUUUGAGAAAAGGAAAAGGGAGAACAUAG